Molecule: messenger RNA, 1479 nt
Organism: Symbiodinium sp. CCMP2456
Lineage: Eukaryota; Dinophyceae; Suessiales; Symbiodiniaceae
Source: the annotation of a GenBank genome assembly
AUGCCCGAGCCAGCACCUCGAAUCGUGCCCAACACCGAUCGAAGCGAGCAGGAGUUGGAGGCCUUGGAAUCCGAGGUGAAGCCGCUCGUGGGGGCCAAGGUGGAAGGUGCUGGAGGGCCGGCUCUUGUGGCUACAGACGGGGAGCAGCAGCAGUGUUAUCUUUGCAACAAAGGACCUCGAAGCUGUUUGCUUGUUGGAGCGAUCGGACUGAUCGGAGUCUUCAUCGCGAAUGCUUUUCUGGAAGCUCUGGAAGCACGAGGUGCAACAGCACAACCGAAAAUUGGCGUGCCCAGGGUGGUUGAUUCUCCAACUUCUGCAAGCGCUGAUCCUGCCGAGCUUCCGCCCACGACUCCUGGAAAACUAAGCCUGUUCUCAGCAGACGAUUUCAGGUAUCCCUAUGAUCCAAGCAGCCGUGCCUUUAACGUGAAGGCCAUGGAAUGCCUCAGGCAAACAACUCCUGACCUCCAGCACUUGGAGUACCCCGCUGAUGCUGAAGAGCACUUCGAAAAGCUGAACCAGACGAUGACCAAGUUUACGACUGAUGUGAAACCGCUGUGUGGCAAAAUCACCGCUGGCUUUUGCGGUCCCUGGCUCGAGAACAACUGGAUCUGGCAAUUCAGCGAUUUAUGGAAGAACCGUAGGAACGGCACCCGACUUCGAGAUAUUUUUGGGCCGUAUAUUCCGAUCCUCUUUCCAUUCCUGGAUGUUUUCGUUCCAAAUUUCUAUAGGUACCCUCCUGGACUGCUGGAAGCGUUGAACCAGACGAUGCGGCCCAAUGUGCUGUACAUAGCCGUGUCUCAGAGUGAUAACGGCAUCUUCGGCCACUGGCCAGAUCGGAAAUUUGUCAAGUUCAGGCAGACGGACUUCCCGAACAUGCUGGUACUCAGCGCUGGUGGCUAUGGCCAUGUUCCUCUUCCCAUGCUAAAGCAGUCGGAAGAUCCAGCAGAGACGAUGCCAAUCUCCGACAGGGCAUACGCUGUUUCCUUCAUGGGCUCCUUGGAUCAUGGUCCGCGUACGUGUCGCCCACACAUGAAGCUACAGGCAGAGAAGUGGGGCAAGCUGAGAAACAAGACAGUGAAGAUAGGUUUCGGCAGAGACUGGAAGGAGGUCAUGACGAACACUGCCCUGAAUCUCUCUCCCCGCGGUUUCGGACGCAGCUCCUACCGAACUGGAGAACUCUUGCAGAUGGGCUUGAUACCUGUCUAUAUCCACGAAGAGGGGCCAUGGCUCUUCUACAGAGACUUGUGGACCAAAGAGAGGAUUGGCUUCUCCUCCACAGUCAACGAAUUGGAGUCGACCUUGGAUCACGCUUUUUCUGAUAUUCCCAAGCUGAUGGACAUGGAGAAGCGCAUCCGGGCCAUGCGCAAGACUCACUUUCUGCCCCUGGGCGUGCUGGACCAGAUCUACAAGUUUAUGACAGAACGGGACGGCGGUGGCGAUCUGAGGUGUGAACCCUUGCCGGCAAGCAUCGUCAGAUGA